Penicillium manginii is the source of this 534-nucleotide messenger RNA. RefSeq lists its product as uncharacterized. The transcript is spliced from 2 exons. The coding region runs from base 1 to 534 and encodes 177 amino acids. The record is from RefSeq and is a predicted model, not a curated record. Lineage: Eukaryota; Fungi; Ascomycota; Eurotiomycetes; Eurotiales; Aspergillaceae.
AUGACCCGCGACCCCAGAAACCACAGCACAGAAGUACUACAAUCUCCUACCCCUCCAUCCCACCAAAUCAAUUUGAAUCUAACACCCCACAGCCCCGAAGCAGCGACCCAACCCAAUCCUUCUACCUCCUCCCUCUACGAAACCAACUGCAACGACGAAUUCACCCUAUCCCUAACAAGCCCAGGCCUCCCCAUCGUGCCUAGCUCCCCCUUCUACCGCACCCUCCAAGACCUCUGGUCCCAACACGGAAACCGCGACGAAACGCCCAGCCCGGGUCUCAUCCGCGCCGUUGCGGCUGAAGUCCAGCGGCAGCCGAGACUAUGCAAUUACUCGAUAUACCGCAGCUGGAUGGAUCAUCAAUCGGAUUUACAAUACGUUCUCUUGCAGUCUAGGCCCGGCGUGAACGCGGGUAGGAACGACUCUUGGAUGGGGUAUUUGGGAUUGGCAAACGCACGACGCUCGCCGAGACGGAAUCGGUUUCUUAGGGCUCUUGAGCAGGGGUAUUUGGCUGAGGGAAGUAGCGAGGAGAAUUGA